CGGACAUUGUCAUUUUAAGAACUUGAACUUGUGGGUGUAAAACAUGAAUAAAUUGCAUCUAUGUCUUCGAAUUCUGUUUAUUGUAGGGGUGAUGUUGAUAUUACUUAUCAAUUUUAAUCGAAGAACACACAAGAACAUGAAUAUUGAAGAUGCAUUCAAUCAAUUGGGAAAGUGGGGACGUUAUCAAACGCUGAUUUAUAUCGUUGUGUUGACUGCGUCUCUGCCAAAUGCUUUUACUACACUGCAGUUUGCUGUAAACCACUUUGAACCAAAUCACCGUUGUAGAUUACCGGAUAAAAUUGAAAACAUAUUGAAAAACAACUCAAACGCCAGGGAGAAAAUUCUUGAUCAUUUCAUACCCGAGGAAGUCGGCAAUUACGGACUGAUAAGAAGAAGUAAAUGUCACAUGUAUAACAGGAAUUAUUCUACACAAUUGUCUUUGAUAAAUCUCAACGAAUCUUCUGACAUCAUACCAUGUACCAAUGGAUACAUAUUUGAUAUGCUGCCUAAUCAUGAUACCGCAGUUACCGAGUUUGAAAUGAUAUGCAACAAUGAUUGGAAAUCACCCCUAGCAAUUACGUUAUUCCAAUGUGGAAUGGCAAGUGGAUCUGUGGCCGGCAUUCUUGCUGACAGGUAUGGUAGAAGACCAGUAUACUUACUCGCAAGUUUGACUCAGAUUGGAUCCAUGGCGCUCACAGCUGUUGCUUGGAACUAUUAUUUAUAUUUAACUGCAGUUUAUAUAAGUGGUGUGUCAGGAUUGAUAAAUUACGUUGUUGCUUUUGUUUUAGCGACGGAAGUUAUUUCGGUGAAAUCCAGAAAUUUUAUGGCAGUUGGUUCAAUGUAUUCAUAUUCAAUUGGAUAUGUUCUUGUGCCGUUAAUUGUCUAUUACACACAACACUGGCGUUUAUAUGUCUGGGCAUCUAUGGCAUUGGGUGCUGUGCUAUACGUACCGGGCUACUGGUUGUUCCCCGAAUCACCACGUUGGCUAUUGAGAGUUGGUAGGACAAAUGACGCGAUCAUGGGACUGAAAAAAAUGGCAAAGAUGAACAAAAAGAAUAUUGAUUUUGCAGAAUUGAAAAAAACACGUGUUGCUGAUUCUCACGUUAGAAUUGCAUCGCCGUCCGGCCACUUGAACCCUUCGCAUAAUUUUCAAAUCUACAUUAACCUCCAGAUUUCUAGCAGCUUUCUUUGUAUGGUUUGUAACAGGUCUCGUGUACUACGCCAUAUCGUACCACUCAAAGAGCUUCAGUGAUGAUCGGUACUUGAACAUAUUGUACUGUGGAUUGGCGGAAAUACCAGCAUAUGUCAUUAGUUUUUAUGCUGUGAAUAGGCUUGGUCGUCCAAGAUGCACUACUGUUUUUCUUCUAACAUGCGGAAUUUUUAGC
Messenger RNA from Styela clava, 1385 nucleotides. The record is from RefSeq and is a predicted model, not a curated record. NCBI's taxonomy places the organism in Eukaryota, Metazoa, Chordata, Ascidiacea, Stolidobranchia, Styelidae.